Molecule: messenger RNA, 5515 nt
Organism: Neurospora tetrasperma FGSC 2508
Lineage: Eukaryota; Fungi; Ascomycota; Sordariomycetes; Sordariales; Sordariaceae
Exons: 2
Coding region: 1-5322 (1773 amino acids)
Cellular component (GO): endoplasmic reticulum membrane
Molecular function (GO): zinc ion binding
Source: RefSeq, a predicted model, not a curated record
AUGGGCGACGCUAACCCCGCCGACCCGACCGCUCUUCCGGGCUUCGGCCAGGACCAGCCCGACCCUGUCCGAUUUCCAAACACCAGACUGCGAAACUCGCGAUCAGCCUCCAUCUCGACAUGGACCACCACCUCGGGCGGCGGUCACUCCCACACUCAUUCGCAACCCCACAACAACCCGCGCGAAUCCGAGCAAUGCCGUAUCUGCAGAGGCGACGCCUCUCCCGACGACCCCUUGUACCACCCGUGCAAGUGCAGUGGAAGUAUCAAAUGGGUCCAUCAAGAAUGUCUGAUGCAAUGGCUCGCCCAGACCCAGAGGAAACACUGCGAGCUGUGCAAGACGCCCUUCCGCUUCACCAAGCUCUACGAUCCCGACAUGCCCAGGACCGUCCCCGCCCAUAUCUUUGUCGCCCACAUGUUCAAGUACUCGGUCCGUAAGCUCCUCGCUUGGGCAAGGGCCGCCCUCGUCGUUAGUGUCUGGCUUGGGUGGCUCCCCUACUUUAUGCGCUCGGUAUGGGCCCUGCUGUUCUGGCUCUGUGAGGAAGGCUGGGGAGGUCCGGCUGUGUUUUCAAGGUCUCAAAACACAUCAUCUUCAAACGGCUUCUCCGUCAGGGCUUACGGCACCACCGUAUGUCCAGCUAGUCCACUCUUUGUCGCCCACACGUCUCCAGCUAGCAUGGGGGCCGUGUUGGGACGUCUGCCCCUGAACUCGACCCAGUUCGUAAACAGCCUUACUGGUGCCGGUUCUGGCGCAGGCCAUUCCUUCCUUUCCCUUUUGCUUCGCACCAUAUUUGGCUCAGGUGGUAUCGUGGACAGGCCUCCCCCGCCCCUCAAGGAGAUCCCCAGUCAGCUCGCUAAUAACGUUACUGCGACUCUGUACAUCGACCAAGCGGCUUCACCUUACAGCAAUGCAUCAUUGGCCCAUUCACCUUCGCUUCUCAGCGAGGUCGGCUUUUUAAAGAACCUGACUCGGAACCCGACCGUCAACAACAACAUCAUUGCGGUACUCGAGGGCCAGAUCAUCACCGUCCUUGUUGUUGUCUGUUUCAUCUUGAUUAUUCUUGUCCGAGAUUACGUUGUUCAACAGCAGCCGGAAAUCAACGAGCGCGCCGCUUUUGCCAACCUUCAAAACGUGCAGCCCCAGGUUGCUCCGCUCAAUGUUCCCGGCCCUGCCUUGAACGGUGACCUUGACGGUGGUCUCGGAGAAGAAGAAGAAGAAGAAGAGGAGGAUGCAGGUACUGACGACGAACAUGGCUGGGAUGCUCAGCCUCCCCAGCCUAGAGCCCCGCCUGACAGGCAACCCGUCAACAAUCCUUAUGCUUCGGACUUGGAAAGAGAACUCGGAGAAUCAGACUCAUCAACUAUAGACGAGUAUCUCAAUCUUUACAGAGAGGCCGGCGGAAACCCGGACCGAAUCGUGGAGCUAGCCCAGGAGCGUGGUUUGGAGGAAAGGUUGGCUUACUGGAUAGCUCUUACCAAGACCAUGAAGGAGCGCGCCGCUCGAGUUCAGGCAAAUUACAAUGAUGGCCUCAACUCUUCCGCAGCGGAAUCCAGUACUAGCGCAGCAGGGAGACCGUCAGGCCACAACUUGGAGAUGGACAGCACUCCUGCCGCUCCACGACCCGAUCCGUUUGAUGACUGGCGCUAUCCUUUGGAAGAAGAUGAUCAUCAGGGUGAGAAAGCCGGAGAUGGUUCUAGGGACAAGGGCAAGGGCGUUGCGACUGAUGAUUUCGACACCGAGUCGGACUCCGAGAUUCUCGCUUCUUCGGCCAGGCCUCGCGCUAAUACAGAUGGGCCCGAAAUCAGAAUGUACACCAAUCCUCUGGGAAGCAACAGCUGGUCUUUUAGCGACUUACCAGAAGAUGACCCGAACAGUUCAUCCACGGAAGAAAAGGCCUCUCAGGUUAUUGCAACGCCCCCAGAUCUCACUAAUGACAAUGAUUCUUCCAACACCGAGGUCGAACCUUUGCUCGCUUCACUGGCCGGUCCAGCAGAAUCCGAGUCAUUCCAGGAGAAUCGUAGCCAAGAUGGCAAUAGGGAUACAGCCGCUGAUGCCCAUGCGGAACCACAAGCAUUGACAGAUAUAUCCUGGCCCAACCUCGACGAGAGCACGGCAGAUAGCCCCGCACAACCUCCUCAACCUCGUGGAUUCGUCCCUAGAGUGACCGAUUUCAUGUGGCAAGGCGUUGAGGCGGAUCAGGCGCAACAGGAUGCUAUUGAUAUUAUCGCUGACGCUUUGAUGAGACGGGACGACCAAGACAACGUGGACGUUCGCGAUAACCCUGGACUUGACAACGAUGAUGACUUGGACCAGGAUGAUGACGCCGCAGCAGCAAUCGGCCUCGAACAAGACGCCAUUGAUGAUGCCGAAGACCUCGAGGGCGUCCUGGAGCUUCUUGGCAUGCGCGGGCCUCUGGCUGGCCUAUUCCAAAACGCCAUCUUCUGCGUUCUGCUCGUGUCAGCUACCAUUUUUCUCGGACUGUUCAUUCCAUACAACAUCGGUCGCUAUUCGCUGUGGUUCAUUGCGAAGCCUAUGCGCCCAGUCUGGAUCCUCUAUAGUCUGUGCAGGUUCAUUCAGGACAUGGUUGUCAUUGCCUUCGGGCUCGUUUCCCACGCGCUAUCUCUGGUGCAUCCCAGUCUAGGGUUGGGUGGUGUGGCUCGCCUGGCUACGAAACUCCUCUUCGGCAGCCGCCACGCCGCAGCGAUUCUUGAUCCACAUGUUGAAAUGACCAACGCCGCCAAGCGAGUUGGACAUACGGUCAUCAACGAGCUCGGCCGCGUAUCCAUGUCAGAGAUUCACACCUUUUCUGCGGUAAGUCAUGAAGCCUUAUUGUCGGUCAAGGGGCAAGUCUUUUCCGGCUUUACCGCCCUGGGCUCCGCGCUUGUCUUCCUUUUUGGAGGGGACUACUCUACCAAAGCUCCUAUAGUGCUCUCCGCUGCGAGCAACGCGACUACAUUCGCGUUGGGCGCACUCAAGACUCUGCCGACUGCCUUGUUGAAGCCUAACCUGGUCAUCAACGUCAACUUUCCUGACGCGAGUCAUACCAUUGACCCAGCAUUGGCAUACUGGAAUGGCACAGACAGAUUUUGGGCAAUCCUUGCCGGCUACCUCACGAUUUACAUCGCGGCGGUCUUGUACCUGCGUCAUGGCGGACCCAUAUCAUCCAGCCCAACCGGACAGGAAUGGGAGGCAGCUCUCAUCGACGCGCUCAACCAGGCAAGCGGUGUGAUGAAGGUCAUCCUUAUCAUUGGCAUCGAGAUGCUCGUCUUCCCGCUUUAUUGCGGAAUGCUUUUGGACAUUGCACUCUUGCCCUUGUUCGAAAAUGCCACCCUCAUGUCUCGCCUCCAAUUUACCCUCAACUUUCCCAUGACAUCGAUCUUCGUCCACUGGUUCGUGGGUACGGCUUACAUGUUCCACUUUGCAUUGUUCGUCUCCAUGUGCCGCAAGAUCAUGCGCCGUGGAGUUCUCUACUUCAUCCGCGACCCAGACGAUCCCGAGUUCCACCCGGUACGCGACGUACUGGAGCGCAAUGUCACGACCCAGUUGCGGAAGAUUGCCUUUUCUGCUCUCGUCUACGGCGCGCUUGUCAUAAUCUGUCUGGGUGCUGUGGUCUGGGGGUUGGCGCUCUCUUUGCCCAAUGUCCUGCCGAUUCACUACUCGUCCAACGAGCCAGUGCUCGAGUUCCCGCUUGAUCUUCUCUUUUACAACUUUUUGAUGCCCUUGGCCGUCAAGUUCUUCAAACCUGGUGAUGGACUUCAUGCUAUGUACACUUGGUGGUUUCGCACUUGCGGCCGGUGCUUGCGGAUUACUUGGUUCCUGUUCGGGGAGCGCAAGGCAGAUGAAGAAGGCCGUCUGCGCAUGAUUGAGAGAGGCCCCGAUGCCCAGGUAUCAUGGUGGCAGGCUAUGUUCCUUCAAUUGGAUGAGUCCAAUGGGAUUGUGAGACCGUGGAAGCCCAAGUUCCUGGCCGAAAGCACCAAGGCUGAGACUUCCGAGUCCGAACCUGAAUCACCGAAUAUCCGAGGGUAUGUGCCGUCUGAGGCUGAGGCUGCUACCAGGAAACUGUCUCCUGAAGAAGGCUUCAAGGAUUACUUGGUCAAUACCAAGCAACUGAUUCCUGAUGGCCGCUUCGUUCGCGCUCCGGCAUCUGACCAGGUCAAGAUUCCCAAGGGCAAGACGGUGUUCCUUGAGGUGACGGAGAGGAAUGAGAGACUGGACGGCAAGCCUGAUGUACCCGAGACCGACCUUUACUCGACCACGCAGUACCGUCUGGUCUAUGUCCCACCGCACUUUCGAAUCCGCAUCUUCUUCUUCAUUCUCCUCAUCUGGUUGUUUGCCGCCGCUACGGGCGUCGGCAUUACGAUUAUCCCCUUGGUCUUUGGCCGCUGGAUGUUCAAACUCUUGAUCCCGGAGGGCGUAAGGACGAAUGACAUUUACGCCUUUGGCAUCGGCAUCCACGUGUUGGGGGUGAUUGUCUACGCGCUCAUCAACAUCCGGUCCCUUUCUCAGACCGCCAAGAUUCGGACCACCGCAGCUGUCGCAUCGGUCUUCAACAACGGCGCAGUCCGCCGCAGCCUGGCCGUCAUCACCCGCAUCGCCAAGAUCAUCUACUCCUACGUCUUCCUCCUGAUCGUCUUUCCCCUCAUGAUCGCCUCCGUUGCCGAGCUCUACAUCAUGAUGCCCCUGCACGAAUUCAUGUACAGCGUUCCCAUCGCCCAAGACAUCAAGCAGGUCACCAUCCAACACGCGGCCGCUCUCAACCCGCGCCACACCAUCCGCGUCAUGCAGUCCUGGACCAUUGGUCUUUUGUACCUGAAGCUUUCGGUAAGGGGAAUUACCACCUGGUUCAGCGGCAGCCGUCUUGCCCUCGCUACCAAGGCCGUGCUGCGCCGUGGCUGGUUCAACCCCAACGCCGGGGUCUUGACCCGCGCAUUCGUCAUCCCUGCCAUCCUCCUCUGGACCGUCGCUAUGGCCAUUCCUACCCUCUUCGCCAAGUUUAUGAUCUCCUGGAGCCUGGCGGAGACUUUGACUCUUCGCCACCCUCAAGCCGUUAACGUCGACGGCGUGGUGGACCAGACUCUCUACGACGCCUACGUCGUGCUCAUCUACCGGCGCAGCUUCCCGCUUACAGCACUUUUGCUGUUGGCUGCGGCGGCGGUGUGGGGCCUGCUGGGUGUGUUCCAGAGUUGGAAGAUGAGGAUCAGGGAUGAGGCGUAUCUGAUUGGGGAGCGGUUGCAGAAUUAUGGAGGUGGGAUGCCGCAGAGGGGUCUUGGAAGGGGGACGAGGGGUGGAUGGAGAGCUGGGAUGGCUGUUGGAGGGCGGUGAUGAGGAUACCUUGUCAGUGUGAAGAAAGAAGAGAGAUGGAGAGAUUCUGAAAAGAGAGGAAGAAAAGCAGAAGGGUAAAGUAAAGGGGAGGUGGGGAGAGAACAGCGGGAGAAGGCCAAUGAUACCAAACUGGACUUGUAUAUGUUAAAGAAUUGACAUAGCGUAGCAUAAAAGGAUAUUGAUUUGUUUACUU